Messenger RNA from Gilbertella persicaria, 1137 nucleotides. RefSeq names its product cornichon protein-domain-containing protein. Gene Ontology annotation, biological process: proteasome-mediated ubiquitin-dependent protein catabolic process; vesicle-mediated transport. The transcript has 10 exons. Gene Ontology annotation, cellular component: proteasome regulatory particle, lid subcomplex; cytosol; nucleus. The coding region runs from base 1 to 1137 and encodes 378 amino acids. NCBI's taxonomy places the organism in Eukaryota, Fungi, Mucoromycota, Mucoromycetes, Mucorales, Choanephoraceae. The record is from RefSeq and is a predicted model, not a curated record.
AUGACAGUACAACAAUUAGACGCUCUUCGUGACCAACUCAAGAACGAAACCAGCUCUCCUUCUCCUAACCUUCAAAAAGUGGGCCAAUAUUUAACUCAAGCCAAAAUUGCUUUGAUUGAAUUAGGUGCUUUUGUUCCUGUAGCUGGAAAGACAGACCCUAAUGUCUUGGUGAUUGCACGUGAUAUUCUUGAAGCAGGUGCUUAUUAUAGUGUUCGUAUCAAGGAUAUUGGAUCAUUUGAGAGAUAUAUUGCACAACUCAACACAUACUAUCAUGACCUUGUGUCUGUUCUUCCUCCAUCAAAUCAAAUGUAUCCACUUAUUGGACUCAACUUACUUCGAUUGUUAUCACAAAACAGAUUGUCUGAUUUCCAUACAGCACUUGAAUCUAUUGACCUUGAUCAAUUACAAUCCAACCAAUACAUUAAACAAGCUGUUGAUUUAGAGCAAUUUUUGAUGGAAGGUAGCUAUAACAAAGUCUGGAGCACAAGAAGUACUGUGCAAGGAGAAGAAUUCAUGUUUUUCUAUGAUAUUUUAAUCAGUACUAUCAGACAUGAAAUUGCUAGUUGCAGUGAAAAAGCAUAUGAAUAUUUGCCCUUAAACGAUGCCAGUACCUUGUUGUUUUUAAAGAAUACCGAGGAAUUGUUGAAUUUUGCAUCUGAACGCGGUUGGAAAGUGAACCCUGCUGAACAAAAGAUUUACUUUGGUUCAGAAGACAAUGAUAUUGUAGAAAUUCCUCAGGAACAAAUUAUUACGCGUACAUUAGGUUAUGCUAGAGAACUCGAACUUGUCAUGUCUGCACUCCUCUUGUUCAUGAUGGUGUAUUUUGUCAUUAUGUUUUCAGAUCUCGAGUGCGACUAUAUCAACCCUAUUGAUCUUUGCAAUAAACUCAACCAGCUUGUUUUACCAGAAAUGGGAGCACAUGCUUUCUUGUUCUUUAUGUUCCUGGUAAAUGGUAGUUGGAUGGCUUUACUUUUGAAUUUGCCUUUGGUUGCAUUUAAUGCUAGAAAGGUCAUGAAUGGUCGUCAUAUGUAUGAUGCUACCGAAAUAUUCCGUACUUUAUCUCAGCAAAAGAAAGAAUGCUUUAUUAAGCUUGGUUUUUACUUGAUUGUAAGUAUUAGUGUUUCUAUGUCUAUUUAA